CAUAAAACAGAGCAAGAUGGGAGUGUCCAGUGGCUGCGCCGCCGCUUCCGGCGGCGACGGCUUGAAACUGGAGCUCUUCCGGUUUCUGGUGCAGGUGGUGCGCGGCCGGUGGUUCAUGUUCUUCUCCUCUUUCCUGAUCAUGGCGGCCGCCGGCGCCACUUACAUCUUCUCCAUCUACUCCAAGGACAUCAAGACUUCCCUCGGCUACGACCAGUCCACCCUCAACACCCUCUCCUUCUUCAAGGACCUCGGCGCCAACGUCGGAAUCCUCUCCGGCCUCAUCAACGAGGUCACCCCGCCGUGGGUCGUGCUCUCCCUCGGCGCCGCCAUGAACCUCUUCGGCUACCUCAUGAUCUACCUCGCCAUCACCGGCCGGACGGCGCCGCCGCCCGUGUGGCUCAUGUGCCUCUACAUCUGCGUCGGCGCCAACUCGCAGACCUUCGCCAACACCGGCGCCCUCGUCACCUGCGUCAAGAACUUCCCCGACCACCGCGGCAUCGUCCUCGGCCUCCUCAAGGGCUUCGUCGGCCUCAGCGGCGCCAUCAUCACGCAGCUCUACUACGCAAUCUACUUCGACGACUCCAAGUCCCUCGUCCUCCUCGUCGCUUGGCUCCCCGCCGCAAUCUCCAUCGUCUUCGUCCACACCAUCCGCAUCAUGAGCGUCGCUGCCUCGCCGCCGGGAAAGACCCCCCGCGCUUUCUAUUACUUCCUCUACAUCUCCCUCGCCCUCGCCGCCUACCUUCUCGUUGCCAUCGUCGUCGAGAAAUCCGCCGGCAACUUCUCCCGCUCCGAGUACUCCGCCAGCGCUACCGUCGCUAUCCUCCUCCUCCUCCUCCCUCUUGUUGUCGUCGUCAAACAAGAGCUCAACAUCUUCAACCGGCGAAAACACGAACUCCAAAAUUCGGCGCCGAUCGACAUAACCGUUCAGAAACCAUCACCGGUAACGGUUCCAAAAAUUUCACCCACGGCUGCAGCUGAAAAAGAAACAGGGGGCGCGGUGGUGCGGUGUGUGUCGGAGAUGUUCCGGCCGCCGGAGCGAGGGGAGGACUAUUCAAUUCUGCAAGCACUGGUGAGCGUCGACAUGCUCGUGCUGUUCUUCGCCACCAUUUGCGGGGUCGGCGGCACGCUGACGGCGAUCGACAACAUGGGGCAGAUCGGGGAGUCGUUGGGGUACCCGAAGCAGAGCAUCGGCACAUUCGUGUCCCUCAUCAGCAUCUGGAACUACGCCGGCCGGGUGACCUCCGGCUUCGCGUCGGAGAUCCUGCUAACCAAGUUCAAGUUCCCUCGGCCGCUGAUGCUGACGGCGGUGCUCCUCCUCUCCUGUGUCGGCCACCUCCUCAUCGCCUUCGGAGUCCCCAAUUCCCUCUACUUCGCCUCCGUCGUCAUCGGCUUCUGCUUCGGCGCUCAAUGGCCGCUGCUCUUCGCCAUCAUCUCCGAGAUCUUCGGACUCAAGUACUACUCCACGCUGUACAACUUCGGUGGCGCCGCCAGCCCGCUGGGGUCGUACCUCCUCAACGUGAGGGUGGCGGGGCACUUGUACGACGUGGAGGCGAGGAAGCAGAGGACUCUGGCGGGCGGCACCGGCGACGACAGGGACUUGACGUGUGUCGGCGUGGAGUGCUACAAGAUGUCGUUCCUCAUAAUUACGGCCGUGACGGUGGUCGGCGCGGCGGUGUCGCUGGUGCUAGUGUGGAGGACGAAGGAGUUCUACAAAGGAGACAUCUACGCCAAGUUUAGGGAGCAGAGGGAGGCGGCGGAGCAAGAGAUGGCUAUGGGAGGGUUCAGCUUCGAGGGAGAGCAUCAUGAUUCAGAAAGGAAGAAGAAAGCUGCUCUAGCUCCAGCUCCGGCGCCGGCGCCGGAAGAGGAGAGCCAUAGAAAUGGGAAACCAGUAAAUUAAAAGUAAGCGAAGACAAUUAAAGAAAUCUUAUUAUGACCAAAAGAUUUCUUUGACUAAUUGAUUACUUAAUAAUUAGCUUAUUAAAGAAAUCUUGGGAAGGAUUGCAUUAUCUCUCUCCUCCAAUAUAAUCAAUCAAUC
This is a messenger RNA of Zingiber officinale, 2035 nucleotides long. RefSeq lists its product as uncharacterized. The coding region runs from base 17 to 1897 and encodes 626 amino acids. Gene Ontology annotation, cellular component: membrane. Gene Ontology annotation, biological process: transmembrane transport. Gene Ontology annotation, molecular function: transmembrane transporter activity. The record is from RefSeq and is a predicted model, not a curated record. The transcript has a single exon. Lineage: Eukaryota; Viridiplantae; Streptophyta; Magnoliopsida; Zingiberales; Zingiberaceae.